UGGAGCUCGGCUUGCUUCGCUUGCGGAGUCGUCUGCGCCGGUUGGUCCCAGUUCCUCCUCGGCGUUUUCAGGGCCAGCCUACCUCGCCCCUUGGCGCCAUGACCACUACCACCACCUUCAAGGGUGUGGACCCUAACAGCAGGAACAGCUCCCGGGUUUUGCGGCCUCCAGGUGGUGGGUCCAAUUUUUCAUUAGGCUUUGAUGAGCCAACAGAACAGCCUGUGAGGAAGAACAAGAUGGCUUCUAGCAUCUUUGGGACACCUGAAGAAAACCCCCCAUCUUGGGCCAAGUCAGCAGGUGCCAAGUCUAGUGGUGGCAGGGAAGAUUCGGAGUCGCCUGGAACACAGAGAAGUAACUCUUCUGAAGCAAGCUCUGGAGACUUCUUAGACCUCAAGGGAGAAGGUGAUAUGCAUGAAACUGUGGACACAGACUUCCAAGCCAACCUGGCGCAGAUGGAAGAGAAGCCGGUGCCCGCUGCUCCUGUGCCCAGCCCAGUGGCUCCGGCCCCAGCGCCAUCCAGGAGAAACCCCCCUGGUGGCAAGUCCAGCCUGGUCUUGGGUUAGCUUCUUGUGUUGGAACUCUGUCCUUCUGUUUGUUUGUUUUUCCAUGCUUGUGAACUGCACAACGUGAGCCUGACUGUAUAUCUUUCAGAUUUGUUUCAUUAAAAGAGAAGCACUUUAUGUACUGCUGUCUUUUUUCCCCCUGCUUUCUCUCUUCCUUUUUCUUCUGUCUGACUCCUGGGUCUGUGGGCCAUGGCAUGAGUGUUUCCUAGUAGUAGACAGGAGUAGUAACUGUUUUUAAGAACAAAUGAUCUGGUUCCUGAUGUGUAGAGACUCUUAUGUACCAGGGUUUUUGACGCUGUACUUGGCUUACUGGGAUGGGACAGACAGCAGCCCCUGCUCCCCACUGUCCACUCCUCUCUCCUCGCUGUUGCCCCACUGUCAGUGCCCUUUGCUAAGUGCACCCUCCCGUGCCAUGUGGAGUGAUCAAAGCAGCUGUACCUCACAUCCCGCUGCCUGCCAAGCAAAGGAGCUGCUUUCAUACCGAGGAUGCCAGUGGCCACUGUGACGGGCCGGCUGCUGGGUAGAGCCACCCAGAGUAGAGGAUGGCUUCAGGUAUACAAGCAAGCUGCCUGGAAUCUCGAGGUGAAGCACACAAGGGAGGCUGUCCCAGCAUGGGGCUGUAGGUGCAGGUCCCACAGGGAGAUCCUAAAGGAAGAACUCUGCCAUGUGCAUGACGCUGGUGCUUGACCAUGAAGAAAGAAAGUCUCAUUCAUCCUUGACACUUGUACUUCUUAGUCCUGGACUGUUGCUUAAAGUAAACAAUGCCCACCUUUUGAA
Grammomys surdaster is the source of this 1340-nucleotide messenger RNA. RefSeq names its product Jupiter microtubule associated homolog 1 (gene Jpt1). Bases 99 to 563 code for a protein of 154 amino acids. Gene Ontology annotation, cellular component: nucleus. The record is from RefSeq and is a predicted model, not a curated record. Lineage: Eukaryota; Metazoa; Chordata; Mammalia; Rodentia; Muridae. The transcript is spliced from 5 exons.